Anoplopoma fimbria (sablefish) is the source of this 983-nucleotide messenger RNA. Its product is annotated as protein S100-A11-like. The record is from RefSeq and is a predicted model, not a curated record. Gene Ontology annotation, molecular function: transition metal ion binding; calcium ion binding. The coding region runs from base 109 to 372 and encodes 87 amino acids. Gene Ontology annotation, cellular component: perinuclear region of cytoplasm. The transcript has 3 exons. Lineage: Eukaryota; Metazoa; Chordata; Actinopteri; Perciformes; Anoplopomatidae.
GUGAAUGAUUUAUGUUCUUUACUAGGAGAAGUCCGCUUUAAAAGGCCAAGAAGACACAACCUACUCACACACAUACCGUGAGUUGAGAUCAAACCCUCUUGACUGACAAUGGAGGGUGCUAUUGGUGUGCUGGUGUCCCAGUUCAAGGCGUUUGCUGGCAGCGAUGGUUCCUCUGACACACUGAGCAGAGAUGAGUUCCACAGACUGGUCAAAUCAGAGCUCCCUAACUUUGUCAAGAAAGCUGCUGACCCCGCUGCCAUCGACCAGCUUAUGAGCUCAUUGGACAAGGACAGUGAUGGAGAGCUCAACUUCCUGGAGUUCUGGCAGCUGAUUGGGCAUCUUGCAAGCAAACAUGGGGGGUUCAGCCAAUAGAGUGGGCCGUCCUCAGAAACAGUUAGUUCUGUUACAGUUUCAUGCGCGUAACUGACUUGUCUGUGUGCCAUACAGUUUGAACAAAUUGGAAAUCAGCCAAAUGAAAACACCCUAAAGUCUGUUUCAACUGCACAUCACCGUUGUUUUUUUUAACAGUAGUCUGCAUUUCUUCUCACUCCUUCCUCUCACCAGCAACUGGCACAGACUCUGUCACCGAAUACUAUUGAACAAUUUGCAACAUUAGCAACAUUAGAACCAGUCCUAACUGUUUCUCAGAACACACACACACACACACACACACACACACACACACACACACACACACACACACACACACACACACACACACUAGCACUCAAAGCUGCUUGUGCUUACAGGUCUACCAGGCAGUUGCAGAUUGUGAAUGCAUAUUGUCUGAAAACUGACUGUUAGUGUGUGUCUCUGUGUGUGUGUUUAAGCAUUGUGUAUUAUUGACUUUUCUAAUUACUGUAAAAGGCAUCUUGUGAUGUUCAUCAUCUCCCUCUAGCAAACAAACAAGAGCUUUGUUGUUGGCAGAGCAGGAUUUUCUAUUUAAAGCUGGAAAUAAAAUGAAAACAAUACGUUAAAAAAAG